Molecule: messenger RNA, 2053 nt
Organism: Condylostylus longicornis
Lineage: Eukaryota; Metazoa; Arthropoda; Insecta; Diptera; Dolichopodidae
Gene: pins
Product: G-protein-signaling modulator 2
Exons: 4
Coding region: 122-2053 (643 amino acids)
Molecular function (GO): GTPase regulator activity; protein binding
Source: RefSeq, a predicted model, not a curated record
UGCAUACAUACAUACAUACUUAUUAAUGAACAUUUAAUGAAUAUAAUAUUAUAUUAACUAUUUAGUGAAGACAGGAAAAAAUUUGAUUUUUCACUAUAAAUUUAAUUAAAAAAGUUCUAUAAUGUCAUUUUCCGCUAGCGCUGAAAAUUUAUUGCAGCAGGAUAAGGAAAAACAGUCAAACGAUGCAUCCUCUAUGUGUCUUGAACUUGCAUUAGAGGGUGAGAGAUUGUGUAAAGCUGGUGAUUGCAGAUCUGGAAUAGCGUUCUUUCAAGCAGCUAUACAAGCUGGUACAGAUGAUUUAAGGACGUUAAGUGCAAUUUAUAGUCAACUUGGAAAUGCUUUUUUCUAUAUGGGGGAUUAUACGAAAGCUAUGAAGUACCACAAAUUGGAUUUAACUUUGGCUAGAUCAAUAAAUGAUCGGUUGGGUGAAGCCAAGUCUUCAGGAAACUUAGGUAAUACUCUAAAAAUUAUGGGAAAAUUUGAUGAAGCCGUUUUAUGUUGUGAUCGACAUUUGGUGUUAUCGAGGCAACUUGGAGAUCGUUUGUCUGAGGCAAGGGCCCUCUACAAUUUAGGCAAUGUUUACCAUGCAAAAGGAAAACACUAUGGUCAAAAAAGUCCAGGCGAUUUUGCUGAUAUUGUUAAGGAAUCAUUAGAAAAAGCUGUUGAAUAUUAUAAACAAAACUUAAAUUUGAUGAAAGAACUUGGUGAUCGUGGCGCUCAAGGAAGGGCUUAUGGGAAUCUUGGAAACACGUAUUAUUUACUGGGCAACUUUAAAAUGGCUAUAGAGCAUCAUGAAGAAAGACUUCGAAUAGCUAAAGAGUUUGGUGACAAAGCAGCUGAGAGACGUGCUAAUAGCAACCUUGGAAAUUCUCAUAUUUUUUUGGGACAGUUCGAAGAGGCUGCUGAGCACUACAGGCGUACGCUUGCUCUUGCAGUCGAAUUGGGUGAAAAAGCUAUAGAAGCUCAAGCUUGUUACAGUUUAGGCAAUACAUACACUUUGUUACGUGAUUUUAAAUCUGCCAUUAACUAUCAUAACAGACAUCUAGAUAUUGCUCGACUAUUAGGUGAUAAAAUUGGAGAGGCCAGAGCUUGUUGGAGUUUAGGAAAUGCACACUCUGCUGAGGAAAAUCACGAGAAAGCUUUGCAAUACGCGGAAGAACAUCAUAGAUUAGCUGUCGAAUUGACUGACCAAAUUGGUGAAUCAACUGCCAAAAUUAAUAUCAUAGAUUUAAGAAAAAUUUUAGGCUUACCGGAGUGGAAAGCUAAUAAUAAUGAAAUAUUAUCAGUUACUGUAGAAUCAAAUACAAAGCCAAAUACAACAUCUACGCAAAAUGAAAAUGCUAGUAACAUUAAACAUAUAACAAAAUGCAUAAGAGUUCGUCGCCAAAGCAUGGAGCAAUUAGAUUUAAUUAAAAUAACUCCAGACGGUAAACGAAGCAACUCAUUACAAGAGUCUGAGGAAAAAUAUUUUGUAAAACCAGAGAAAGAAGACGACUUUUUCGAAAUGCUUUCCAGAUCGCAAAGUAAACGUAUGGAUGAUCAGAGAUGUUCGAUGCUAAUGAUUGGGAAGGAUAUUUCCCAGCCGCAUAUAUCUUCACGUAAACCUUUGAUCCAACAAAAUACUACAAAUGAUCAAGGUGAAAAUAAACACAAUUUGCUCGAAAUGAUCGCUGACUUGCAAUCAGAACGGAUGGACGAACAACGUGCUAUUUUGCCAGGUUUGAAAAAAACUAUAGUUAGACAACGUACUAAAAUAAACGGAACUCCUGAUGAUGAAUUUUUAGAUAUGUUAAUGCGUUGCCAACGUUCUAGAAUAGAAGAACAACGUUCUGAGCUUCCACAAGCACAUGUUACAAUGGAUGCAGAAGCAUUAAAUAAUACUAUUACUGCGUCGUCGUCCUCAACCAAUGCUGGAGCUACCGUGCCAGAUGAAGAUUUUUUUUCUUUUAUAAUGAAAGUUCAAAGUGGUCGCAUGGAAGAUCAAAGGGCUACAAUUCCAAAAGAAAAUUCAUCAAAGCCGAAACGCUCUCCACAAGACAACUUUAAAAAUUGA